GUGUUGGUUUUCACAGCUUUGCAUUCGCGAUCAUACUGCGCUUCACCACGGAAGAGACUUGUGCAAAGACCAGUGUCAGCUGCUUUGUGCAGCCUUUCGCGUACCUUUUGCCCGCAGAAGCACAACACUAUGCCCAAUGACCAGCACGUGAAUCCGAAAGAGGACACAAGCAUGGCUUCGCUGCAAUCAGCCCCCAGGGAAGACAAGUGCCUCGUGCCCUCGUCCUUGCCCUGUGACACCGAGCCAUCAAUGUUACCUGUGGCGAACGACCAACCUGCUUCCAAGAACUCGAGCCAAAAUGAUAGAGAGGACGAGGUGACAUGCUCCCAGGACAAUAGAACGCCAUCACUGCCAGCGCCUGCACUGGUAAGCGGCUCCGAGAAUGAACCCGCGGAUGACAACGCCUCGCAAGGUACGCCUACUGAUAGCUCCAACGAGGAUGGGAGCAACGGGCCCAUGUGCCGAAUCUGCCAUGAAGGCGACCAAGAAGAAGCGCUCCUGUCACUUUGCAAAUGUUCUGGCACCAUAGGCUUCAUGCAUGUGUCCUGCCUCGAACAGUGGAUUAACCAGAAGAAGGUGGACUCCUGCGAACUCUGCGGUGAGCGUUUCCCACUGGAGGCCCAACGCAACGACGUGCUCAGGUUCAUCCGGUGGGUUUACAACAGCAGCAUGCCGCUGCGGCGAGCUUUGCUGUGGGACUUUUUAUGCUCGGCAGGCUUGAUAAUUCUCACUAUAUUUUUGAUCAUUUUCUCUCUGUACUGGGUGGUGUCUGAAUGGCACGAGUUGAAGACUGUUUGCAGUUGGGGUUAUAACAGCCUAAUAGUGUAUGUGUUCGUCUGCUGCUUACUCUAUUUAUACGUAAUUAUGAUGGACAGGUUAGGCAAUUGGCAAAUUACGUUCCAGGCGUGGCAGUCUUCGCACUCGGUGCGCCGAAUCUUGGUAGUGCCGUCCCAAAGAGAAGUGAGUGUUGGUCGUAUAAACGACGGGCGGGCAGCCGCAGGGCCAGUGACACCGGGUCUGCGUCACCGCCGCUAGAAUCAACCGAUGACGGAACGCCACGAAGGCGGCGACAAAUUCAAACCGCUUCAACCAUCACGGAGAACUCUUGGCAAGAAUAAUUCAUAUGUAUAGUGACGACGUGCUUAAAGCCAGCAAUGGUUUUAGGUCUUCGCGGAAUUUGUGGUUUGUCAGCGCUUAUGACAUCAAUGUUAUUCAUGAGUCUUGCAUUAGAUGAUGUUACGCUAUAUUAUACAAUUCAUUUCCUGUGCAUGUGCUAGAUACUCAAGUCAUCAUCUGUUCUUUUGGCAUUUAAUUACUCCCCGUACUCGGAAUAAAAACAUGGUUUUAAUCUAUCA
Messenger RNA from Rhipicephalus microplus (southern cattle tick), 1355 nucleotides. Its product is annotated as E3 ubiquitin-protein ligase MARCHF8. The record is from RefSeq and is a predicted model, not a curated record. Gene Ontology annotation, molecular function: zinc ion binding; ubiquitin-protein transferase activity. Gene Ontology annotation, biological process: protein ubiquitination. Lineage: Eukaryota; Metazoa; Arthropoda; Arachnida; Ixodida; Ixodidae.